Molecule: messenger RNA, 2010 nt
Organism: Pongo pygmaeus (Bornean orangutan)
Lineage: Eukaryota; Metazoa; Chordata; Mammalia; Primates; Hominidae
Exons: 4
Coding region: 175-1299 (374 amino acids)
Biological process (GO): cell-cell adhesion; cell migration
Cellular component (GO): catenin complex; adherens junction
Molecular function (GO): actin filament binding; beta-catenin binding
Source: RefSeq, a predicted model, not a curated record
AGCAGAGUCAGCUAACAGUUGCUGGGAGAUGCCACAGUCUGGAACUCUACUAUAGAUGGACAUAGAUUUCUGUGGCUUGGUAAACCAUCUGGAUUUCUUACAUUUAGGGUGAAUCCAAUUAUUUGUUCUUUCCUUUGGAGGGUGAAAAGUGUCUUCCCAACGAGACUAAGAGAGAUGGAGUCUUUCCUCUUGGAUGACAUCAGCUCUGUGAUACAGAACAAAGGCAUUGAGAGAAUCAUCUCACCAAUGAUCGUUCAGCUUUGCCAUCUGCUUAUCUCAAUGGAGAGGAAAGAAGUGGAGAAUGAAGUAUUUGCCUCAUUGGAGAAGACGGCUGAGGAACUGGCGAAAGCUUGUGAAGACUUCGUGCGAGUUGCCAAAAGGCUUGCAGGAGACUCUGAGGAGGAGUGGCUUAGGGAGGAAAUGGAGGCUGCUGUCCAGUCUCUGACCCUGUUUGGAAGGAACAUCACGCUGGUGGCUCAGAGACUCCAUCUUCAGCCAGAAUGUCAGCACCACCGGGAGGAGCUAGUGACCGCAGCUCAGCAGAUCCUGGUGAACACCACAAAGGUCCUGCUACUUGAAGACACCGCGAUGGCGAGGAAAAUGGUGCGGGCGGCUGGUUGGUGCCUGACCUGCCUGGACGCGCUGGAAGCGGCGGGAGACGCCGCCUCGCUGCGCGGCCCCUUCGCCGACCUGGCCGCGGCGCUCCUGCGCCUGGGCGAACUGGCGGCGCACAGGCCAGAGGAGCGCCUGGGCCGCGCGGGCCGCCUGCUUCGGGGCUGCGUCCCCGCACUGAUCGCGGCCGCCCGCGGCCACCUCCGGCAUCCGCGCGAUCGGCAGCUGGCCGCCUCCCGGCGCCGGGUUUGCGCUCUGGCCAGGAAGGCCCUCGGCGAGCUCCUGGUGCGGCUGGACCCCGGCGCCGCGGCCUCGGCGGCCCGCACGUGGAACGGCGCGCUCGCCCGGAGCCUGAGGCAGUUGCACGAGCUGCUGGUGGCGCCCGAGCCCGAGCCCCUGCACCUUGGCCUGCUGGAUCCGCCGCUGGCUGCCGUGGUCUGGCACUGCAUGCGCCUGGCCGCCUGCUCUGCGCCGCCCGAGAGGCUGCACCUGGUGGCCCGCUGCGGCCGGCUGCUGCAGUUGCGAAGCGCUGGCGCCCGGUGCCUCACCGGGAUCGGCGGACCUCCGGGGAGAGGCCGGGGAAGGACGGAGCCAGGACAAGAGCUUCUGCACAGCAAAAGAAACUACCAUCAGAGUGAACAGGCAACCUACAAAAUGGGAGAAAAUUUUCGCAACCUACUCAUCUGACAAAGGGCUAAUAUCCAGAAUCUACAAUGAACUCCAACAAAUUUACAAGAAAAAAACAAACAACCCCAUCAAAAAGUGGGCAAAGGAUAUGAACAGACACUUCUCAAAAGAAGACAUUUAUGCAGCCAAAAAUCACAUGAAAAAAUGCUCACCAUCACUGGCCAUCAGAGAAAUGCAAAUCAAAACCACAAUGAGAUACCAUCUCACACCAGUUAGAAUGGCAAUCAUUAAAAAGUCAGGAAACAACAGGUGCUGGAGAGGAUGUGGAGAAAUAGGAACACUUUUACACUGUUGGUGGGACUGUAAACUAAUUCAACCCUUGUGGAAGUCAGUGUGGCGAUUCCUCAGGGAUCUAGAACUAGAAAUUCCAUUCGACCCAGCCAUCCCAUUACUGGGUAUAUACCCAAAGGACUAUGAAUCAUGCUGCUAUAAAGACACAUGCACACGUAUGUUUAUUGCGGCAUUAUUCACAAUAGCAAAGACUUGGAACCAACCCAAAUGUCCAACAAUGAUAGACUGGAUUAAGAAAAUGUGGCACAUAUACACCAUGGAAUACUAUGCAGCCAUAAAAAAUGAUGAGUUCACGUCCUUUGUAGGGACAUGGAUGAAAUUGGAAAUCAUCAUUCUCAGUAAACUAUCGCAAGAACAAAAAACCAAACACCGCAUAUUCUCACUCAUAGGUGGGAAUUGAACAAUGAGAACACAUGGACA